CUUAUUGUUGCAAAGGAAAAUCAACUCUAUCUCAAAGAAUUUAGUCUGUAAAUUAGUUAUAAGCUAUGAUUGAGAUUAAGUAAUAUUCAUCUUAAGUUGCGUUUUGCAUCGUAACUCUGAUAAUGGAUUAAUUAAAUGGAUAUGAUAUGAAAAAAAAAUUAAGAGGCACAAAGGACAUGAUUUUUUUUAUGCUGAAUACAAAUUUUUUGUCAGUCUUCACCAGAAUUUUAUUAUAACUACGUUUUUUAAACUUUCGAAUGUGGCGUUUAAUAAUAGAGGUAUAUUUGGUGAACCUGGCCAUUUUUUGAAGAAAUAAGUAAAUGCAUUUUUUCGAUAUUGUGACUGUCGCCUUAAAUGAGCUUACAUAAUGUAUACACGACUGCCCAUCAGGUCUCAAGUUUCUCCAGUUGAUUUUAAACUCUACCUUCAAAACUUUAAGGUUUAGAAUGGAGUUUGACAGAUAUGUAUAACCUGACGUGCUGCGAAUGUACACGGAAAGAUGGUUAAGUACUGAGUAUUGACUCAAUGCCAUAGGAAGUACUCAGUACAAAUAAAAUUAUCUAUUGCGUAGGUACAAGGGUAUAAGGUCAGAAUCCUUUUUCGGAAUGCGUUGUAGGGAAAUAAGGGUAUAUCUUUCGCUUAUUUGUCGCGCGAAACUUUUUUCAUAUAUGUCUUCUGAAAUUAUUCUCCAACAACACGCGAUUAAUUACAUCAUGAAGGGUAAAAUUAUCUUCACGUUCUCAGGUGUGCUGUACGCCGGCCUCAUGAUCACGAAGUCGGGGCCCAUGACCCUGGAGUUCAAUUGUCGUUUCGGCGAUCCCGAGACUCAAGUUCUUAUGACCCUAUUGGAAUCAGAUCUCUACACUGUCAUGAAUGCAUGCGUCGACGGCACACUGAACAAGUUGCAAGUGGCAUGGAACACCAAACUGUCUGCCGUAGGAGUGGUGAUCGCAUCCAAGGGUUACCCGGAAACUUCCACCAAAGGAUGUGUUAUCAGCGGGUUGUCGCAAGUGCAGUCGACGCCGGGGCUGGUGGUGUUCUACAGCGGCGUGUCGCGCGGCGCCAACGGCUCGCUGGUGUCGUGGGGCGGGCGCGUGGUGCUGGCGUGCGCGCGCGCGGGCUCGCUGCGCGCCGCCGCCGCCGCCGCCACCGCCGCCGCCUCCGUCAUCGACUUCCCCGGCGCCCACUACAGGAAGGACAUAGCGCACCGCGCCUUCUCCAAGUGAGUACACCACUCUUGCGUCACGUUCGUGCCAUACCA
This is a messenger RNA of Diatraea saccharalis (sugarcane borer), 1261 nucleotides long. The record is from the annotation of a GenBank genome assembly. Lineage: Eukaryota; Metazoa; Arthropoda; Insecta; Lepidoptera; Crambidae.